Varroa destructor (honeybee mite) is the source of this 1577-nucleotide messenger RNA. RefSeq names its product luc7-like protein 3. The record is from RefSeq and is a predicted model, not a curated record. NCBI's taxonomy places the organism in Eukaryota, Metazoa, Arthropoda, Arachnida, Mesostigmata, Varroidae. Gene Ontology annotation, biological process: mRNA splice site recognition. Gene Ontology annotation, molecular function: mRNA binding. Gene Ontology annotation, cellular component: U1 snRNP.
CGGGGCUUUGUUGAGAUUUUUGUUGUUUUGGUUGAUUCAGGGAGAGGAGUGUUUGUUCAUGGUCUGAUAGUCGGUUGAACGAGUUGUUGGUUUAAUCAAAAAGAAGAAGCGGAAUUUUGUGCCAUAGAAGUGUGGCUAAGGUGCAGCCGUUGGACCACCGAAGCCCCGUGGUGGUGGUGUCGUUGCCGGCAAGUGGUCAGUUAUCCCACUGCACCAUGGCGCUCUCCGAAGCACAGAAACUCUUGGACGAGCUCAUGGGCCGGCACCGGAAUGCCAACCCGAACGAGACGCUCCGAACGAUGGAGUGGGCCGAGGAAGAUGUUUGCCGGCACUUUCUUAUCAAAUUCUGUCCGCAUGACCUCUUCACGAAUACCAAAGCUGACUUGGGCCCGUGUGCCCGUGUGCAUGACGAUCGACUGCGUAUUCAGUUUAACGAGGAGGCAUCUGAGGACUAUAAGUUACGCUACGAACACUCGUUCAUCGAUAUGUGUCGAGACCUUCUGAAAGAUGUGGACCGCAAAAUACAACGUGCUCGCCAUCGUCUCGACAUGACAGCGGAACUAAGGGAACAAGAAGCAAAAAAAGAGGUAAAGUCACCGGAUGGCGAACGUAUCCAGGUGCUUAACGACAAGAUCAGUGUUCUACUCAAGAAAAUUGAAGAGCUCGGCUCGAAGGGCGAGGUUGAGGAGGCACAAGGCCUGAUGAAACUCUGUGACGAGCUAAAAGUGGAGCGUCAACAGCUUUCUGCACAGGCGAGUCGCUCGAACCACGACUGGAUGAAAGUCAAUCUUGAGCAGGACAAAUCAAUGGAAGUGUGCGACGUCUGUGGAGCAUUCCUCAUCAUUGGGGACGCCCAAUGCCGGGUGGACGAUCACCUGAGCGGCAAACAGCACGUGGGCUAUUCGAAAUUGCGAGAGUCCGUCGUCGAAUACGAAAAGCGGCGCGAGGAGGCCGAGCGACGAAAACGAGAGCGACGUCGGAGCAAGGAUCGGCGAGAUCGUGGUGGCAUCGGUGCUGGGGGUGCUGAUCGGUCCAGAGAUCAAGGAGGAGACCGCUCUAGCAGAGAACGAGGUUCCGACCGUGAGAAGGAACGAGGAGCAGACCGAGACAAAGAGCGGGCAGACCGUUCACGCGAACGACUCGACCGAGGCGAACGAGGAAGUGGGAGGGAUCGCUCGAGAGAUAGAAAUGAUCGUGGUGACAGAAGUGACCGGUGUGAUCGCACUGACCGACGGAGAGAUCGAUCACGAGACCGGAGUAAAGAUAGGAGAAGAAGAGACCGCAGCCGAGACCGAAGAGAUCGCUCGCGAGAAAGAGACCGAUCCAGGGACCGGGAUCGGUCGCGCGACAGAAAGCGUCGAUCUCGCUCACCGCGAUCGAGCAGACGUUGAGAACGAGAGGAGCCAUAAAAAAAACAAAAGGGAAAAAGGUACGGAGAGUGAACUGAUGUCUGUUAUCUGAUCAUUCGCUUUCAUCCCACUUGUCAGCCACCGUUGACCGCCUUCCGUUCUUUGUGAACACCCUGUUCAGAUACCGUUGUAAAAAUCGAAUGAAAAAAAUCUAGGUGACAGAAAAAA